UAUUCACAAAGAGUAGUGUCGUUGUAUUAAAAGGAACCAUCUGUACCAGAAACAAUGGCUUCAAAUUGUCGUUGAAUGCCCGCGGAAAAAUAUAAAGCGUUUUCUUCUUGUAAUCUAUGGCGAGGGUAUAAAGCGGACUUCGUAGCUGACUUUUGGUUUUUGUGGAUGCAUUCCUCAGAUCCUUCUCUUUACUGAUUCCGUUGCCACAAACGGAUUCUCCUGUUCCUAUGCUAGACCGAGAAAUGUACAUGGAAGAGCGCCUGCAUUAUUGCACAUUAACGAAGUUGCUGCACUCUUUCGAAGGCGGAAAUUUUAAUGGUAACGAAGAAUACUACAAUCUGGACCGACGGGAAAGAGAGCCAUGGCAGGAUGUGCCUGGCAAAAGUUGGAUAGAUUCAGAAAAUGUUCUUGUCAAUCAGCUUAUGAUGGAGACUGUAUCCUAUCAGGGACGUAAGUAUACAUGCGGGAUAGUAACUAGGCAUGCGACCCCUUUGCGUCUCCAUGUACUUGAAGCAGGUCGAAGUUUGCGUGGGCUUGAGAAUGAGAUUCAUUAGUUUUCCGUGUUAUCAUUGUCCUUCAACGGCGACGUUUAGCGCGUCUACUGCAAAUUACAGAUAAGCAAAUAUAUAAACGUAGCCUAUACCAAAACUAUACAAGUUAUGUGUUGCAGUAUUUUUCAAUAUGGCAUAAAACUCAAAAUGCAGGAAAUCGAAUUGUAGCUAUAAAAUACUACGCAGAGUUUUUAAAAAAAUUCCUAAGUUACCGGUCCGCAUUACUACAUGUUUAAAAUAUAGAGCAACUUAACGUCCCCACACGGUAAAUUAAUGUAAUUGCAUUCAUUUAUGCCUAGAGGUGCUGCGGUGUACAAGCUGCGUUACCCACCUAUAGGUUAAUAAAUUAAUAGGUCGUACCGUAAACUUUACUUUUAUUAUAAUCUGAGGAUUUUCACAAUGUUGUGCUCGGGCACUCACGUGUGCGACGUGCAGCUUGCUUCAAUAAACUUAUUUCGGCUGUGCCAAUAUGUUUGCAAUUUGCUUUUGUACUUGUAGUUUUCAUAAGCUGUUUAUUGGUUUAAAUUGUGUGUUAAUAACGGUGGUAUAAUGCCUCACAAGUACUUAACUUUAUGGACAAACAUUUUUGAGUGGCUUCCAAAGAAAAUGUGAUUAAUAGGAGCAAUAAUUGUGAAAUGUGAUAACUGACAUUAGGUUAAUUGACAAGCAACUAAAACCAUAGAUUACUGGUUCGAUACCUCUGAAAGUUUUAAAUUGUAAUAAACAAUAUUUCAUCUUCAUAAAUGCAAGUGCAUUUAAACGACAAUGUUAAUCUAUUUGCAGACGACUAUAAAAUGAGUAUUUAAUUACGUUCGCGCAUACACGAAAGCGUAUUUAUGGGACUGCUAUUAUGCAAUUAUAUAAUUUAUAAAGUUUAUAUUACUCAACUAGUAUUAAUUUAUUUGAUAUUAUUUAUGGUGUAAGAGAAUGUAUUGUUGGGUUGGUACUUCCCAAAUUGUUUCAAACUAUUUUUUUUUUAUUUCCCUUAAUGACCUGCACCUGGCGUUUUCUGAUUGUCACCUGUUCGGCCCCUAGUGGGCGAAUCCAAGGGUACAAGCCCAUGGUUUUCAAAGUAUGAAACUGCUGGUAUUUGAAAACAAACUACCCCGAAAACGGUGAUUACAGGAGUACAUUUCAUAUACAGACUCGCUAGGUGUCUUUUAUAUUUAACUGUCAGCUUUUUUAAAAUUUAGCGUUUAUAGUUCAACAGAUUGCAGAGGAAUUAUAUUCCAACUUGCAAAAAGUUAAACAUGCAAUUUUUAUAAGAAUAUGAGUAACACAAUACUCUGUGAUGUCUGUAAUGUUCCCGGGGAAAUGCUUUUCAAUAUAAAUUAUUUAUUAUACAAGCGCCUUGAAUGCUUACGUUGUACAUAUAAAUACAAAAAUCUACAAAAAAAAACUCUAAAAGUGCAACUCAGCACCUACUAGAAUAUCUGCGCCAAAACGCCUUGUCAUGUUUGAGAUAUUUAAUUUUACAUUACGAUUUCUUACAUAUAAUGAGCGCAUUAAUCAUGUACGUCUGUCGUGGCUGUUGGUGAUUAAACACUGUUUCUUUAAACGCCAUUGGUCGUCAAAAUGUAUUCUGCUUAGCAAUACGAAAAAAAAUCCAUUUAACAAGAACAUUCUUCGAGGGUCUGAAGGAUCCCCACGGCUCCUCUACAUUUCCAUAAGAAGAUUAAGGAGUGGAAGGGAAAGCACUCAAAUGCAGAUGUGGAAAGAAAAGCGAUUUAACAAGCAUCAUGAUAAUCCGAUAUUUGGCUAUUUCUCGUUGAAUUAUACUGAAAUUGUAAACGUAAUCUUGAUACAUAAUUUUAAAUUAAAUGCAAUAAAAUGAAUCAGAAAUGCGCGCCCGUUGCGCGUGACUGAUGUGUGUUUUAAAUAGCAUUAGGCCUAUACCGUUUUUUAUGUAUUUAAAAGACAAAAUUUGUUAUCUUUAAAUUCCCGAAUAAAAUAUUUUUCCGGUGUAAAGCGAAGUUCUUAAAAUAAGGUUCGCUUACGUUUUACUGCAUAUAUGUAGGCCUAUCUUACAUGGUAAAUUAUAGAAACAGCACAACAACAUUUCAUAUGUUCGAGUUAAAUAUCCGAGACAAUCUAUCAUAGCAGAAAAUUAUUGUCUAUUAAAAACAACUUACAGUGACAUUGCUAUUAAUCCGCUGACGGCAUCUGUUUGGCGUAAAUUGAUAAUUUUAUGAUUCUUCUGUAAAUGUUAUACAUGUCAUUUUAUAUCACAAAGCCCGUUUAAAACCUAAUGUUCUUUACAUAAUCGCAAUUAGUGUGUAUUUAAAAUAAAAUAAAUAUGCUAUAAAUACAUAAACCAUACCAAAUGAGAACUGAACUAUUUAUAAAACCUCGAAAUCCGAUAAAUAUAUAGGCUACUUAUUUUUUUAUGGGAAGAUUAUAAUUGUCUAGUGUAUCGUUGCGGAUUUCUGUUUCGUCCCAGUUAAGAUAAAAAUUAUUUUCGUUAACAAUAGUUAGCCAGUAGACGGCGCUAUUUGUUCAUAACAGUUUUACAUUACCAGCCGGAGUCUAUUCUCUGUAGCUCUAUAGCUCUUUAAACUGUGUAGUCCGUCCGAGUGGUACUGCUGACAUAUCUAAGUUCAGUACAGUGCAGACCUGAUACACAAUUUGAGAAAUCUUGGAUUGUCAUUUUUGUGGAGCAGGAAUUGUUCAGAAAUGCCUUAAAUUUGUAUGUUUUGAAGUUAUCCGAAGUAAAUUGUUUGUUAGUUCUAUUAGACUAUUUAAAUCAUGUUCUCUCAGUCUAAAGACGGACUGAGAAAGUCCUUGACAGUUAACCGCCUUUUUUACUUGCGUUCUGGUACAUUUAAGUAGGCCUAACCAAGACUGUAUACAAUGUAGAAAAGCACAACAUGAUCUUUUAUUCCGUGUUAUGAAGGACGUUUCUGUCAGAGCUUCUGUCAUGCGUCUUGUCUUAAUUUAUACAGGCCUUUUUUUAACUUUAUUAACUAUUUCAAAAUUAGAAAGCUACCCUAUAUUUUCCUAACAAGUGAUAUUUUUGGGGGUAAUGUUAUGUGCAUAAUCAGUUCCAGUGGAACCUAAAAGUUCAAGUUGCAUGAAGAUAAUUACUACUGAAUUUUAAAAUGUACCAGAAUUAAUCAUGAAUAACGCAAUAAAGAUGAAUUACCGGCGCUUUCACAUUGUACGUUCUUUAUUAGACACAGGAGCAAAAUUCGUUGUUUCCUCUUGAUGAAUAGUUACAUUUAUUAUUUUAAAAGUUUAAUUAACUGAAACAGUAAACAUACAUAGCAAAAGUUAUUGUAUAAAUCAAACCUUUUCAUUAAAAAUAUAACUUUUAUGUAAAUAAUUUGCGUAUAAGAAACCGACAUGGAGCAUACCAAAACUUCUCCUUGUAAAACUUUAGGUAUUUUUGAAUAUAUUUAUAUAUAUAUAUGUAUAUAUAUUAAACAGAUAGUUGCAGUUCCUUCUCCAAACGCCUUUGCCCUCCAUCACGGCGAGAAAAGUAAGCGCUGUAUUCGAGCUCAGAAGUGGAACUUGUGUAAAAUUUAAAAGGUAUGUAUUUUAUAUGGUUUGAGCGGGAAGCAAUUUUGCAGCGUCCCAGCACUUAAAAUUUUCGUUAGUUUAACACUUGCUACAUCAAUAAAUAUGAGGGAAUAAAUAUGUGACUGCAUUGGCUGACUUUAAAACAGCGUCUGCCUGGCGGUGUUGCCGAUGACCGCGAGUAACCCCGCCCCUUUAUGCUAAUAAAAGGCACAAUCCUAACCGAGGGAGCAGUCGCUCUGUGAUUGGUCAAGUAAAACCCAUUUAUUCCCUGACAGCCCUCAUCACAUGAAUGGUUGUCUAUUAACUUGUUCAAAAAGUAUCUGGAGUUGUCAAGACUCCUCUGAAAAGGGAAAAGUAGUUUGUUGAUUCCAAAACACCAAGAGAGAAGUUAGUGGACACAACAGGACCGGUUCUGAGAAGGGAAAACUCUUUGCCAUUCCAGAAAAGUUACUGAAAAUUAAGGUAACAACGCCGAACGAUCCACGGUUUGGACUUUCUUUCUCCGGUGAAGCAGGUUGCACAGAAUUCGCGUGAAUGUACAGCAUGAUGGAAACCGAUCUCAAGCCCCCCGCCCCUCAGACAAAUUCCGGGGGUACGGGUAAUUCUAAUUCCUCUGGAAACAACCAGAAAAACAGUCCGGACCGAGUCAAAAGACCCAUGAAUGCUUUUAUGGUUUGGUCACGAGGGCAGCGAAGAAAAAUGGCACAAGAAAAUCCCAAAAUGCACAAUUCGGAGAUUAGCAAGAGACUUGGGGCAGAGUGGAAACUUUUAUCUGAGAGCGAGAAGCGACCGUUCAUCGACGAAGCCAAGCGCCUCCGUGCCCUGCACAUGAAGGAGCACCCGGAUUACAAAUACCGGCCCAGGCGAAAAACCAAGACACUGAUGAAGAAGGACAAAUACACCCUACCAGGUGGGAUUCUUGCCCCGGGAGGUAAUGCUAUGAGCGCCGGGGUAGGUGUGGGGGCUGGCUUGGGUGCUGGGGUCAAUCAGAGGAUGGACAGCUAUGCGCAUAUGAAUGGCUGGACCAACGGCGGCUAUGGUAUGAUGCAGGAGCAGCUUGGCUACCCGCAGCACCCCGGGUUGAACGCUCACAACACGGCGCAAAUGCAACCCAUGCAUCGCUAUGAUAUGAGCGCGCUCCAGUACAACUCAAUGACCAGCUCGCAGACGUACAUGAACGGAUCGCCCACGUAUAGCAUGUCCUACUCCCAGCAGAGUACCCCGGGAAUGACGCUUGGUUCCAUGGGUUCUGUGGUCAAGUCAGAGUCCAGUUCGAGCCCACCGGUGGUCACAUCUACCACUCAUUCGAGGGCUCCUCCUUGUCAGACCGGAGACCUUCGGGACAUGAUCAGUAUGUACUUACCGGGGGCUGAAGUGCCAGAACAAACGGCCCAGAGCAGACUGCACAUGCCCCAGCAUUACCAGACCGCACCAGUACCCGGUACAGCAAUUAAUGGCACGCUCCCAUUGUCGCAUAUGUAGGUUAAAGUUUAUUACAGAAACUGGACUAUUUUUGUACAGAACAUUUUGGGUUGGGGAAAGCUGUACAGAACUCAAGGAAAGAACACAAACUUUUUCUUUUUUAUUUUCCAGGAAAUGUUCUAGUGGAACGCUAAAUGUCUAUCGAUUAAAUGUUUUAUUAUUCCGAGCAACUUUUGUACAGUAUUUAUCAGACAUAUAGCAAAUGAAAAUACCUAAUGUUCGUAGAUGAAAAAAAAAGUUGUUGCAUUUCAAAUGUGGAAAUCGCAGAGCAUUUGUUUGAGUUCAGUUUCGUUUGAAUAUCGCAAAACUUACAAAGGGAAAAAAAAGUUUAAAGAAUCAGGUAAAAAGUGUAUCCUUAACGGUUUAUGGCAAACUAAACAGUUUUAAUUUUUGCAUAUAUGAAAGGACAGACAGUUACACGAAUUGUUAAUUUAUAUUUUCGUCCCCUGUUUUUCAUUUCUUAUAUAAUAAGUUUGUGUUCUUUAUUUCUCAUGGUUUGUAAUAUUUCUGUAAAUUUAUUGUGAUAUUUAGUUUUAUUUUUCAAUUUUAAGUUCUGUAGUUGUAUUUUAAAAUUCGGCACUGUUUAGGACAGUCGCCCACCUCCAUGUACAUAUAUAUUUGAACUAAUAUCAUCUUUAUAACAGUUACGGUUCAGUUUUUUUCAAUAUGCAGAGUUUGAAAAUAAUAAAUUUUUGAAAUUUGGAUACAC
Brienomyrus brachyistius is the source of this 6261-nucleotide messenger RNA. RefSeq names its product transcription factor Sox-2. The record is from RefSeq and is a predicted model, not a curated record. The transcript has a single exon. Gene Ontology annotation, biological process: inner ear development; cell differentiation; anatomical structure morphogenesis. Gene Ontology annotation, molecular function: DNA-binding transcription factor activity, RNA polymerase II-specific; RNA polymerase II cis-regulatory region sequence-specific DNA binding. NCBI's taxonomy places the organism in Eukaryota, Metazoa, Chordata, Actinopteri, Osteoglossiformes, Mormyridae. Bases 4605 to 5552 code for a protein of 315 amino acids.